Molecule: messenger RNA, 1224 nt
Organism: Marmota flaviventris (yellow-bellied marmot)
Lineage: Eukaryota; Metazoa; Chordata; Mammalia; Rodentia; Sciuridae
Gene: Ccdc188
Product: coiled-coil domain containing 188
Source: RefSeq, a predicted model, not a curated record
AUGGAGGGGCCAAAAACUCUGGGACCAUGUGGCCACUCCCACUCCCAGUGUCCCCCAGCCCCAGCCUCGGGCAGCCACGGAGGAUGCUUGGAUCAGCCCUGCCAGGGAUUUGUAAGGUGGCCCUGUCUGGUUCCCAUCCCCUCCACUCACUCACUGGAGUCUGUGAGGACUUUUCCAGCCCCGGGGUCAGGGGGCAGGGAGCCCAGGGUGGGGGGUGAGGCAACCAGGGUCUUUCUUUCAAGUGAAGAAGGAGAGAUGCAGUGGCAGAGAGUGAGAGAGCCAGUAGGGCCAAGACAAAGAGAAAUGGAGGCAGAACUGGGGUGGGGCUGGCCCCUGCACCAAGGGCGAGAGCAGGGGCCAUUCAGGCAGGGGGGAUCCCCCUGUACAGGGCCUAGACCCUGCCCAUGUCCAAGCCUUCCAUUGGGAAGAGGGGUCCCAGCCUCACCCAGAGUAGCCCCCUCUCAGCUCCAGAGCGGGCCGCUGGGGUCUGCAGAACAAUCCUUUCUCCAGCUGGAGCAGGAGAACCACAGCCUGAAAAGGCAGAACCAGGACCUUCGGGAGCAGCUGGGGGUCCUCCUGGGUCCAGGACAGCAGUUCCUGCCCCUGUGUCCAGAGCAUUCAAGUUGCACAGCCUUGGCCUGGUCCCCUGAAUCAGCCAGCACCCGGCCCCUGGAGGACAGGACACCUGUUCAGCUGCUACGGCGGGAGCUGUGCCAGGGGGAGGAGGCCUUCGUUCGGCAGUCUCAGAAUGAGCUACAACAAAUACGACUGUCCUUUGAGAGGAAGAAGAUGGCCAUCACUGAGGUAUGGGACGGUGUGGCCGAGGUACACAUGGCUCUGAACAACCAGGCCACUGGGCUCCUGAACCUCAAGAAGGACAUCCGGGGCGUGCUAGAGCAGAUGGAGGACAUUCAGCUGGAGAUUCUGGGGGAGCGGGCCCAGUGCCGCACCCAGGCCAGGAAGGAGCAACAGAUGGAGUGCACGGAGAAAGGGAGGCCACAGCUGGAAUGUUCCGAGGGCCUCAAGGGCCAGCUCUGGCUGCUGGCCCUGAGGCUGCUACUGGGCGCCCUGCUGGCCUGCACCGCUGCCUACGUGUACGUGGUGGACCCCGCACCCUUCGAGGGGCUAGUGCCGCCCCUGAUGAGCCGAGCCGCCGUCUGGAAGCUCCGGGCCCUACUGGGCCCCUUCCUGCGCCUCGAGGUGGACGACUUCCUGCCCUUCUAG